Molecule: messenger RNA, 670 nt
Organism: Leptidea sinapis
Lineage: Eukaryota; Metazoa; Arthropoda; Insecta; Lepidoptera; Pieridae
Gene: mRpL27
Product: 39S ribosomal protein L27, mitochondrial
Exons: 3
Coding region: 176-595 (139 amino acids)
Biological process (GO): translation
Cellular component (GO): mitochondrial large ribosomal subunit; ribosome
Molecular function (GO): structural constituent of ribosome
Source: RefSeq, a predicted model, not a curated record
UUGGCACAAUCACAAAAUUUUAUUUUCAUGCUAUUUGUGUAUUUGCUAAUUGUUAUAAAAAACUGAAGUAACCUUAAAAUCAUCAAUAUAUUCUGUUUUUCUGUAAAUAAUAUAUCAAGAGAACUUAAUAACUACCUGGUGCUAACAUUUAUAACAAGUCUAUAGUUAGAAAAACAUGUCGUUGAGUUAUUUAACUAACUCAACUAAAUGUAUUAGUUCGCUAAAGGAAUUUGUACGAUUUGCUAGCAAGAAAACAGGAGGUAGUACAAGAAACACGAAUUGUAAAACGAAGCCGAAACAUAGAGGAUGGAAAGUGCAGGAUGGGCAUUUCGUGCACCCUGGGCAUAUACUUGCUACGCAACUGACUACAAGAUUUCAUCCAGGAUUAAAUGUUGGAUUAGGAAGAAAUGGUACAUUAUUUGCUAUGGAAGCCGGGAAAGUAGUUGUCACAUGUGAGAAGUUUGACCCUAAUUGGGAACACCCAUGGGUGCAGAGGAAUUAUGCAGGACGGACUAACCAGACAAUUUAUAAGAAAUAUUUCAAUGUAAUACCAGAAGAUCAACACAACAGGUUUAAAUUAAUUGAUGAAGUAUAGAAGUAUAAUAGGGAAAUUUUAAUGAUAAUUAUUGUAUUUACUAUUUAGUUUUGAAAUAUAGAUUGUUGACAGACA